Phragmites australis (common reed) is the source of this 693-nucleotide messenger RNA. Its product is annotated as rho GTPase-activating protein REN1-like. Bases 1 to 612 code for a protein of 203 amino acids. Lineage: Eukaryota; Viridiplantae; Streptophyta; Magnoliopsida; Poales; Poaceae. The transcript is spliced from 3 exons. The record is from RefSeq and is a predicted model, not a curated record.
AUGACACAUUUCAGGCAGAUAUUGAGCAAUCAAGGAAGCAGACCACCUUCUUCAACAGACAAGCUGGCUCACCAGAAGCAGCAGCUGAGUACUGGCUACAAACGUGUCACAUCUACUGAGCAGCCAGGCACAACCAACCAAAGGGCUCAAAACACGCUGUCUUCGAAGGGUGAGGUUGCGAAGGAUAGCCAAGAUGGAUCAUUUACAUCGAAGUGGAACUUUGCACAGGGACAGUACUCAAAUAAUCCACUUAUAGGCAGGCUUCAAGGAUCCAAUGCCUAUUCAAGUACUAAAACAAAGGAAUCUGGGGCUGCACCACCAUCUGCAUUAACCAAACUGACUAGUCUACUCAACUUUUUGAAAGAAAGAACAGCGCUGCUUGCAAGUGAGAUGCAAAACUUAGAUCUGGCUCGCCCCCAGGGGCCUACAGCUCCUCCUCCAAAAAGAAACUCCAGAUGGGAAGUAGGAUUGUAUUACUGCGUGGUCACAAGAACCUUGUGGUAUCGAAAUGGGAAGCAACUGGCUUAUGAUGGAAGAAGUCCAGAUGCAAAUGAUGCAUGCUCAUGCAUUACAGAAACUUCGAUUGGACAAACGACCUUCGUUCUGGAGUAACUUUGUAAAUUGCGCAGGUUAAUCGUGUCUUCAGUCUUCACCAUGAUGUUUCUUAUGCCAGAUCUGUAGCAGCAUUGACAG